AGAAGUUCAACAUUACAAAUGAUUGGCGCCAUUGAAACCUCCCUUGCAUUUCAAUCCGUGUAAUAUUCACCACUUUGAGACCCCCGUGGAAAGAUAGGAUGAGUUCUCCGAUCGAAGCUCAGGGUGUACUGACUGACGCGCAGUCGUGAGCUUUGGAGCCGUUCGGUUGCUCGGAGUUAGCUCGCUGGCCUGGCCCCUCCGUCGAUCACUCGCACACUCGGGCUUGGGCUCGCUGGCUCGGCCUGGUCCUCGGCUCCACGCCGUCGCUUGGUCACGGCACCUGUAGCCGGGGAGAGGCAGCCGCUCCGUGCUGCGAGCCUUUAGCCGUGCAGAUCAGUCGACGGGGCAGGAACGAGUCCCCAUGACGCAAUUGAAAGAAUGCUGAUGUUUUCAAUUCUCCUUCUGCACUUUAUAAAGUUUCAGUGAGCACUUGAAGAAUAGUUGGGCAGAAGUAUGGAGCAAGCACAUGGCUUGCUAUUAAAUGAGGAGUUCUAUAGUAAACUCAGUGAAUCAAAGAAACCAGAGUUCAUUUUUGAAUGGCUUCAAUUUUUACAGAAACUUCUGGUGGCUGCCAAUAAGGCUGAUAUCAAAGAGAAGCAAAAGACGUUGGUGGAACAACUGACAGCCUUGUUGGAGAGCUCGCCGGGACCACCUGCCCGCAAACUGAUUGCAAAGAACCUGGCCUUGUUAUAUAGUAUUGGUGAUACCUUUUCUGUGUACCAAACUAUUGACAAAUGCAAUGAGAUAAUCAGGAGUAAGGAUGACUCGCCAAGCUACUUGCCGACCAGACUAGCUGCAGUUGCUUGCUUGGGAGCUCUCUAUGAACAGCUGGGACGAAUGCUAGGGAAUACACACACAAACACUGUGGGAAACUUGUUGAAAGCUAUGAAAAGUGCUGAGUCUCAAGGGCGCUAUGAGAUUAUGCUGAGUUUACAGAAGGUGCUGCUGGGACAAGGAGUUGCUGCUGUGCCAUGUCACAGAGAUAUCUAUAAAGCUGCUCGCUCAUGUUUGACAGAUCGAUCAAUGGCUGUCCGUUGUGCUGCAGCAAAGUGCCUUUUGGAACUUCAGAAAGAAGCUCUAUUUAUGUGGACCUCAGAAUUAGAGAAUGUUGCUACACUUUGUUUCAAAGCCUUUGAAGGUUCUAAUUAUGAUGUCCGUGUCUCUGUAUCAAAAUUGCUGGGAACAAUUCUGGCAGCAGCUGUAGUGCCUAAAGAGAGUCUAGGUGCAAGACAAGUGAUUCGUAAAACCUCACUGGAAGAAGCAAUGGACUUGUUAGCUUCUGGCUUCCUGCGAGGUGGCAGUGGGUUCUUGCGUGUCAGUGGAGAAAUGCUGAAAGGAUGCAGCUCCUUGAACCGGGAUGUUAGGGUUGGAGUAACUCAGGCUUACGUUACAUUUGUUUCAACACUUGGUGGUCAGUGGUUGGAAACUAACUUUGCUUCCCUACUUGGUCAUAUUUUGGAGUUAGUGUCCCAUCCAAAAGCUAACCAGACUCAAAUUGAUGCCAUUUGCUGUCGUCGUUGUGUUUCAUUCAUCCUUCGGGCCACAGUGGGAAGUCUACUUGGAGAGAAAGCUCAGAUUGCAGCAGCAAAGGAGAUCUGUUAUGCUGUGGGUAAACAGAAGAAAGCUGUAGAUGCUGUAAUGAGUGACAGUAAUGUGGAGCUGAAAGUGGGUACAAUGGAUAUAUCUGCCAGCCAGCAUGUGCUAGUGUGUGCUCUUCAAGAGUUGGGGAGUCUUGUACAUGCCCUUGGUUCUACUGCUGCUCCACUGCUUCUGGAUUCUGCCACAGGUCUGUUAGAUAAAGUCAUUUCAGUGUUGCUUCAUCCAAGUCUUUCUGCAAGACUAGCUGCAGCUUGGUGCUUGCGCUGUUUUGCAGUAGCACUGCCAUUCAAGGUUUCUCCUUUGCUGGAUCGUUGCAUUGAACGUCUGAAUGCUCUCCGAUCAUCCCCAGAGGCAGUAACUGGCUACAGUUUUGCAAUAGCAGCACUGCUAGGAGCUGUGCAACAUUGUCCAUUGGGUAUUCCUCAUGGCAAAGGAAAGUUGAUUAUGACUCAAGCAGAGGAGAUUUUACGUACAGCAAUCCAAAAUAGUCGCCUCUCAGUGCAACGGACACAGGCUGGUUGGCUUCUGAUUUCUGCACUCAUGACACUGGGGCCACCAGUCAUUCACCACCAUCUUCCAAGAAUUCUUCUGCUUUGGAAAAGUGUAUUCCCACAGUCCCCAAAGGACUUGGAAACAGAGAUAAAUCGGGGGGACUGUUUCACAUGGCAGGUGACAUUGGAAGAACGGGCAGGAGCUUUGAGUGCAAUGAAAAGCUUUGCACUACAUUGUGGAGAUCUAUUUUCUGAUGAUGUAAUUGAAAGACUUCUACCACCACUUAAAUCUGCUGUGGCUUUAUCAACGGAGUUGCCUUCACUUAACAAGUCUUAUGGAACUCCAAUGAAAACAGCAUCAAUGGUAUUUAGACAACGGUUAUAUGAGAUUUUGGCUUUGUUGCCACCUAAAACUUAUGAAGGAAGUUUUAAUUCUAUUCUGAAAGAGCUGAUUGCUGAAUUGACUCUGGCUGAUAAUCAAAUGUUUGCUGCUACUUUCUUGCUUCCAUCCCUCUGUCACCAGGAUGAUGCACUAUUACUUGGGGCCUGGUUACAGGAAACUGAUCAUCGAUUCAUUGAGGACCAGUUAAAGCUGGGUGGUGUUUUGGGAGGUGGAAGCCUUGAACAUGAUCCUUUUAAGAUCUAUGAAAGAUUAGCAGAUGGAGAACUUAUACCAGUUCCUCUUCCUCCAGUAUUGUCAGUGGUCAGAGCUGCAGUGGAACUUUUUGGAGUGAUAUUCCCUUAUCUGGAUAUUAAUCACAGGGCACAGAUACUGGAGCAAUUUAUCGAGUCCUUGAAGCACGCUAAAGGAGCAAAGCAACAAACUGUACAGAUAAAUGUCUUUGCUGCAUUCUGCUGUGGAUUGAAGAGGUUAGCAUGUAUGAAAGGAACCUUGGGCCCAGAAGAGGUGAGGAGACCUGCUCUGACUCUGGUAAUGCAUUCCCUGGAAAGUUCAAAUAUUCUUUUAAGAUGUGCUGCAGCAGAGACUCUGGCCAGACUGGCACAAGUGGUUGCCGAUAGUGCCUUCACUGCUAGAUUGUCGCAGAUGAGCUUUGAAAAGUUGAAAUCUGCAAGGGAUGUGAUUUCUCGCACAGGGCACUCAAUGGCCCUCGGUUCCCUUUACAGGUAUCUGGGAGGAAUUGGUUCACACCAACAUUUAAAUGCCUGUGUCAGUAUCCUUCAUACUUUGUCUCAAGAUAGUACUUCCCCUGAAGUUCAGACCUGGGCCUUACACUCCUUAUCAUUGUUAAUCGAUUCCAGUGGUCCAAUGUAUAAUUCCCAUGUGAAAUCAAGUCUGUCUCUCGUCUCAUUAUUGCUGCUGAGUGUACCUCCAGCACAUGUUGAAGUUCAUCAAAGUUUGGGUCGCUGUUUGAAUGCACUGAUUACUACAUUGGGGCCAGAAUUGCAAGGAAACAGCAAAUGUGUCCCCUUGUUAAGAACUUCCUGUCUAGUUGGCUGUGCAGUGAUGCAGGAUAAUCCCGAUUGUCUUGUACAGGCACAAGCCAUCUCCUGCCUCCAGCAGUUGCACAUGUUUGCACCCCGUCACGUCAACCUUUCCAGUCUUGUCCCCAGUCUGUGUGAAAUCUUAUUGGAUAAUUCUGUUUGGGUAAACCUUUGUAGUUCACACCUGUUGUUGAGACGGGCUGUGAUUGCAUGCCUACAUCAGCUUACGCAGAAGGAAGCUGCUGAAGUGCUUGAGUACGCCAUGACUCUUGGCAAGGAAUCCAAUAAAGGAAGCUGUAAACUUGAUGUUAAUAUCAGUCAAACUGGCCUGGAAGGAGCCCUCUUUAGUUUAUUGGAUAGAGAAUCGGACCAACAACUUUGUCAAGAUAUUCGUGAAACUUUAAGUUGCAUCCUAUCAUCUAUGGCAGUUGAAAAGCUUAGUCAUUGGUUAAAGUUAUGCAAAGAUGUUUUAUUUGCCUCAGCUGAUUUCACCACUGCUGCUCCGGUAGACACUACUCAGGAAGACGAGGAUGAAAGGGCUGAUGAUGAAACAAUAUUCACCUCCAAUAAAGAUGACCAAUUACGACCAAUGAUUGCACCACGCUGGUCAACCAGGGUAUUUGCAGCAGAAUGUGUGUGCCGAAUUAUUACCCAGUGUGAGAAGAUAGAUGCUGCUCAUUUUGAUAUGACUUUGGCUCAGGAAAAGAAACUGAAGCAUCCUCAAAAUGAUUUCUUGGUGAUGCAUCUCGCAGAUUUAAUUCGCAUGGCUUUCAUGGCUGCCACAGAUAAUAGUAAUGCACUGCGCUUAUCUGGUCUUGAAAUGUUACUUGUCAUCAUCAGGAUGUUUGCAAAUAUCCCUGAACCAGAGUUUCCUGGUCAUGUGAUCCUUGAGCAAUACCAAGCAAAUGUUGGAGCAGCACUGAGACCAGCUUUCUCUAUUGACACCCCACCUGAUGUUACUGCCAAGGCAUGUCAAGUUUGCAGUGCCUGGAUUGGAAGUGGAGUUGUGAGUGACUUAAAUGAUCUUCGAAGAGUUCAUCAGCUACUGGCAACAUCCUUGACCAAAGUACAAGCUGGGAAAGAAACACAGAAUCAGCUGUACAAUGAAAGUACCUCCACUAUGGAGAAUGUAGCUGUUCUGAAAGCAUGGGCGGAAGUUUACAUUGUCACAGUUGAAAGGCAAAAAAUGUGUGCACCAAGACAAAAGCAAUUCGAAAAGGUUGAAAGCUCUGCAGCUGAUGACUCCCGGGAUGCAAUUUCUGCUGGGGAUGGUCUUCUCAGUUUGGUGCAGGCAGAAUUGGGAACACUGAGUAAAUUUUGGCUGGCUGUGCUGCAUGAUUAUGCCCUUCUCACCUUGUCUCCAGAAUACACAAUUCAGCUUCCAGCUGGAGGUGGUGCCUUCUAUACCUCAGAAACCAUUGAGAGUGCAAGGCCUCACUACUGUAAAUCAUGGGCUCCUAUCCUUCAUGCUGCAGCAUUGUGGUUGAAUAGCACAGGCUUCGUACUGAUUGACCCGGAUGAAGGCUCUGCUUCUCUAUCUAGACCUGUAACUCCAACAAUGUUGGGUCAUGAAUCCAACUUGACAAGUGCAGUGAAGUCUCCAGAAGAUGUAAACACUGAUAGAUUCCAUCUAAUUUUAGGAAUCAGUGUCGAGUUUCUGUGUUCUCCACGACCAGAUGCACCAAUGGAAACCAUUGUAGCCUGCUUACGUGCAUUACAUUCCUUGCUGGAUGUGCUGUGGCCACGUUGUAAAAUAGGAAGCGAUCAGGAACUUGGAGUAGAAUUACUGAAUGUUUUGCAUCGUUUGAUUGUAACACGUGAGUCCCCAUUAAUCCAAUUGGCUGCAGUUGAUGUUGUGGAACAAAUUAUAAGAGCAGCCCAAGAGCAUGUAAAGGAGAAGAGGAGAAGUGCAGAAGUUGAUGAUGGUGCUGCUGAGAAAGAGACUCUCCCAGAAUUUGGAGAGGGCAGUGAUACAGGUGGACUGGUACCAGGAAAGUCCCUAGUCUUCGCAACACUGGAGUUGACACUCUCCAUCCUGGUUCGCCAACUUCCCCAAUUAAACCCUAAGUUAGUGGAUUCUCCGACUAGCAGUUCUGGGAAACCUCAGUUGUUGUCUGAGGACGGAAGUAAAUUAGUAGUCGCUGCCCUGCGAAUUCUCUCUGAACUCAUUUCAGUUUGCUCUCCUACAGGGAGUGUUUCUAUUCUUCCCACUGUCCUUUACCUAAUCACAGGAGUCCUCAAGGAAACUGCAGUAAGGAGGUUUGAUGGUUGCAUAUCUUCAACAGUCAAUGCAGCACUGCAGGCACUGAAGGCCAUUGUCUCCUCUCCCAUGGCUCGGGCAGAGAAGAGCCACGCUGCUUGGACCAUGCUUCUCCGCAGUGCUCUUGCAACAAUUCUGGAGUUUUGGAAUCCAGAGCUGAAUCACUCAGAUCUGGAUGAAGUGAGCAUGCUAACUGCCAUCAGUAUUUUCUUGAUGUCAGCAAAUCAAGAAGUCACGUGUGUAGAGUGUCUUGAAAAAAAAUGUUUUAACCGGUUUAAGAUAAUUCUUGGUUCUAAAAAUCCCGUGAUACGGACACAUGGCUACAGAUUGCUGCAGUCAGUAUUUCAGCAUCCUAAUAAAGCUGUGUCUACACCUUACAUCCACUCUCUGACCAUUUUGGUUGUGGAUGCGUUACGCAAGGUGGAAAAAGAGAAGCCAAGCACAUGUGCUGAGUUGCAGGCCGUGCUAGAAGGGGUAAAGACUCUGGAGGCUUUGGUCAAUUUAGCUGAUGAACAAAACCGCAUUUACUUGGUGGCAUUGCUUCUACCAAUUCUGAUAUCCUUUCUUUUGGAUGAAAAUGCUUUAAUAUCUGCUCCAAACCCAGCUAAGAGUUUACAUGAGUUUGCCCUCCAGAACUUGAUGCGACUGGGUCCGCAGUAUCCAGCUAUUUUUCAGAAAUUGGUGGGUAUGUCUCCAGGGAUGAAAGCUAGACUUGAAGGAGCUGUUAAGGGUAAUCAAGAGAGCAUCAAAGCAAAGAAAGCAGCUGGACAGUCAAAAUGUUCUGGGAAAAAAUCUCUGAGCAUUCAACUCAAGACUGAUUUUUCUAAUUUCUAAGAGCUGUGAAAUAGUUUGAAGACUCCUCGUGAUAGUAGCAACCAAAGUAGACCAAGUGAAGGUAAUUUAAUGUUAAUAUUGAAGAAGUCUAAUGGCAUAAUUUAACAACUGUUUUAUACUGAAUGAGGACAAAUAUUCUAGAGCUGUGUGUAUGUGUGUAGCUUAACAUUUUAAAACUUGAACAUCCCAUUUUUAAAAACAAGCAUUUAAUUUUUUUAGAAAGCACCUAUACAUUUCUAACAUUUACUGCUGUCAUAUUAAUUCUUAAUUCACCCAAAUGAAGUCUUAACACUGCUGUUGUGCACGCAUUUGUGAAAAUGAACUAACAAUUUGGUAUAACCUGUUAACUUAGACUUGAUCUCCGACUUGACAGAGAAGUAAUGUUGAAGGGAAUUUUAUGCAACCACAUUUGUCAUUAAAAGGCUGCUCUCCUAUUGCCAGAAAUUUAUAGAAUAACCUUAUGUAGGCACUGUUAUUAGUGCGAUUUAUAACAUGUAAAUUUAUAACCAGCUAACUUAUAUGAACUACAAUUGCACUACAAUGGUAUUAUUUUAAACAAACAAGAUUAUUAAGUUGUCCAGUGCUUUGUCUAAAAAGAAUCUCAACUAUAUUUAAAAAAAACUCAGCUUUAAUAAAUCUCUAACCACAAGUGUGGCUGUUGAUGGCACUCAAUUGCUUUCAUUUUUGCCAGUAAAAAUGAUAUUGCACUGUAAAGUGUGUAGUAUUUCUAAUGUCACAAUCUUUCUACCAAUGGACUAAUUUCACAGGCUAUUCUUACAGAAACCAAUCUGUUUACUAGCUAUUUUUAUUUUGCUUGGGCUUUCUGAAGUUCUAAUGUACUGUAUUAAUAGAUGACUUGCAGGUUAUGUAUAUAACACAACUGUAAAUUAUAUAGAAUUGCAACAUAUGCAUUAUUACUACUUUUGUAUUUUUACUUAAAUAAAUCUAAUUUCUUCA
This is a messenger RNA of Mobula hypostoma (lesser devil ray), 7584 nucleotides long. RefSeq names its product HEAT repeat containing 5a (gene heatr5a). The transcript is spliced from 37 exons. Gene Ontology annotation, biological process: intracellular protein localization; retrograde transport, endosome to Golgi; endocytosis. The record is from RefSeq and is a predicted model, not a curated record. NCBI's taxonomy places the organism in Eukaryota, Metazoa, Chordata, Chondrichthyes, Myliobatiformes, Myliobatidae. Gene Ontology annotation, cellular component: endocytic vesicle; Golgi apparatus; membrane. The coding region runs from base 454 to 6627 and encodes 2057 amino acids.